ACUCUGUCUCCAAACUCUCCUCUCUUCCGCUGCUCCACGUCUUGCCUCGUCCAGCUCCCAACUCCAACUCUCGCUCCAAUUCCCGACUCCCCAAUUUAUCCACGCUCUCAUCACACCCCAAUUAAUCAACCUGCGUCCCAACGGCGCUUCGCGUGCCCGUGCACCUGUUACUUUGCCAGACUUCAAGACGCCACUCCAGCCUUGACAACAACACCAACCAAUCACAGCCGUCCUUGGCUCCCCCAGCUUAAUUGCCCUAACAUAACCUGUACUGUAUUUGCCUUCGCUACAGGCUGACCCAACAUAACCCAUAAUGUCUUUGUUACCAUGCAAUCACACUGUUUGCACUACAUACCUUCCUACUCCACUACACAUGUAGCAACAUGCGUUUUAGAGUAUUGGGCUGCUCUACAUUUUCUCGCGAUGAGUUACUGCGUUGGGCUAUCCUUUGUGGUCAAGUCGCUUCUGAAAAUAGAGCUAUAUUGCUCAGUGGUCUCGACGUAAAAUAAAAAUAGCAAAAACGGUAGUUAUAUUCAUGGGACCUUUUUGUCAGUAUCCAAAAUAUACUGUUCGAUUGUUGGCGUUCUCUGAUCUAACACCGACAAGAAGACUGUCUCUGGUGUACACCAAUCAGUUUCAAAGACAAUGCAAACAUCAGAGCAUGUUGGUUUGCAUGUUUUGCCACAGGUAUGUAUGCGUGGUUAAUGCAGAUUUGAUUCCGUGUUUGAACAUCUUAACACCAAUUUUAUUUUUCAUCACGGACACUGCGUCACCUUCACGAGAGGAUCCUUGAGAGGGCAAGUGAAUAAUCUCUGCGCUUAUCCCACCAAACUCAGCCGCCCUCAUUAUCUCCCCUCUUUCUAAGUCUCUAAUACAUCUGUGACUCUGUGCUCCCGUGCACGCACCCGAAGUCUCCGUUACCUCUGCUGUUGUUAUCCGACAAACGUUUUUCACAUCUCUCUCCCUUCUCUGUGCGUGUGCAGCCGACAGCACUCUGUGCGUGUGCACAUACCUCGACUGCCAGGCGCCCUCCGGCUCACCUUCUGCAACGUCUAUUACACUCUACCUCACUUCCCCUGUAGUAUCUCUCGCAUUCUAUAACGCGCUCUCUCUCCUAUUACAAGACUGUAAUAUAUCUCUCCCAAUGAAUCUCUAGUGCAGCGGUAUCUCCUCGACCAUCAGCCACUGCACACAUCUCCAGUACAAUUAACCGUUGUACAGAUAUCCUUCUCUCAGAUAUCUCCUGAAACAUCGCUCUUCCUGAAAUACUAUUGCUGUACCAGUGUAUACCCCCUUCAUCAAUCUCUCUUCAGCCACACGCGUCUGACCAGAGCUCUCCCCGUCUCAUCUGCCUCUCUCUAUCUGCCAAUCGCCUCUCUCAACCCUCGGAGCCUCCUGCCGCACUGGGUCUCUUCUCAUCUCUGUUAGUCUCCCAGCCCCACCAUCUCCACGUCCGUCUGCGCCUUCCACGGCUGUCGCGUUCGUCGUCAGUCAGGGAGGGAGAUGCUGAAGAGACGCUUCAGCGAGUUCGUCUUGGGCCGCCAGGAAGUCGUCACGGGCAAGUCGGAUCUGCAGGCUGCCCGGGAGAGUUCCAUCCGCCACUGGAGCUCGGCGCAGGAGCUCGCGUACCUGUGGUGCGACAGCGACUCGGACGAGUCCCGCAACUCCCUCGAGUCCGUGCGCGCCGCCCACGCGGGACAGCCGCGCAGGAGCAGCUACUAUUACGUCUCCGACGAGGAUGAUUGUGGUGGUGGUGGUCAUAAUGAUGCCGAUGAUGGUGGCGGGGGUGGUGGUAGUCAUCAUCGUCGUCAUCGCGAGCGCGGGACCGACUCCGAAGAUGAUGAUGGUGGUCAUGGCCACCAUCACGGUCAUCGUCAUCAUGAGCUCCAAGACGCUGGGAGAGGAGACGGCAGCAUAGAUGAAACCCGAGGAGGUGGGGGUGGCAGAAGCACUCACGACGGCGGCGCCCUUCCCAGAAGCCGCACCACGGACGUGAGCGCGCGCCCGGCUCCCGGCGCGUGCAGGGGGCCUGGUGAGAGGCUGCUCCGCAUCAAUGUGGGAGGGCAGCGAUUUCGCAUUCCCAGACACGCGGUGACCAAGUACCCGAGGACCAGGCUGGGCCGUCUGGCCGGCCACACGGAGCAGGAGAGGCGCCUGGACCUGUGCGACGACUUUUCACCGAGCCGGCGUGAGUACUUCUUCGACCGCGACCCGCUGGCGUUCGCGCACGUCUUCAACUGGUACAGCGCCGGCACGCUAUGGGUGCGCGACUCGCUUUGCCCGCGCAACUUCAUCGAGGAGCUCGAGUACUGGGGCGUCAGGCCCCGUCACGCCAAGCUCUGCUGCAGAAUCCUCUUCGAGGAGCGGCAGGACGAGAUCUCGGACUUCCUCAAGGUCCAGCGAGAGCUCGAGGGCGAGCUGGAGAGCGAGACGAGCGACGAUGGGUUCGACGGGAUGCGCCUGGGCGAGGUGCGCCGCGGCCUCUGGACCCUCACGGAGAAGCCCUUGUCUUCUUUCGCCUCCAAGCUCGUGUCCGUCACGUCCACCCUGUUCGUGCUGCUGUCCAUCGCGGCGAUGACCAUGAACACGAUGAGCGAUGGGCUGUUCGGAAGCGGAGCUGGCGGCGGCGUCGGCGCGGCGGCGGCGUGGGGCAACUGUCCCACGCCGCUCGACCACGUGGAGACUGUGUGCAUCGCCUUCUUCACCGCCGAGUAUCUGCUGCGGCUGCUCUGCACGCCCAACCUCAGGCGCUUCAUGCGCAGCGUCCUCAACGCCGUCGACGUCAUCGCCAUCAUCCCCUUCUACAUCCAGGUGCUGUUAGAGCAGGUGGUGAGCGAUCGCUUCGACGUGGAGGUGCGCACCGUGGAGAAGGUCGGCAAGCUGGGCCAGGUGCUGCGCAUCAUGAGGCUCAUGCGCAUCUUCCGCAUCCUCAAGCUGGCGCGCCACUCGACGGGGAUGCGAGCGUUCGGUUUCACGCUGCGCCAGUGCUACCACCAGGUCGGCUGCCUCUUCCUCUUCAUCGCCAUCGGCAUCUUCAUCUUCUCGGCGCUGGUGCACUCGGCGGAGCACGACUCGCCCGGCACCAACUUCACCAGCAUCCCCGGCUCGUGGUGGUGGGCCGCGGUGAGCAUCUCCCAGGUGGGCUACGGCGACAUCUACCCGGAGACGGUGCUGGGCCAGGCGCUCGCCUUCUGCUGCAUCUCGUUCGGCAUCAUCCUCAACAGCCUGCCCAUCUCCAUCCUGUACAACAAGUUCUCGGGCUACUACAACAAGCUCAAGGAGCACGAGUGCACAUCACGGCCGCGGCAGCGGGGCCGCCUGGACAUCAGCAGCCGUGCCUACCGCAAGCUGUCCCGUGUGCUCAGCAUCUGAGCCCCCCCCCCUACCCCC
This is a messenger RNA of Petromyzon marinus (sea lamprey), 3390 nucleotides long. RefSeq names its product potassium voltage-gated channel subfamily V member 2-like. Gene Ontology annotation, molecular function: protein binding; voltage-gated potassium channel activity. Gene Ontology annotation, biological process: action potential; potassium ion transmembrane transport; protein homooligomerization. NCBI's taxonomy places the organism in Eukaryota, Metazoa, Chordata, Hyperoartia, Petromyzontiformes, Petromyzontidae. The record is from RefSeq and is a predicted model, not a curated record. Gene Ontology annotation, cellular component: voltage-gated potassium channel complex; membrane.